UGGAAUGUUGGCAUUUUUUUGCCGCAUUGCUGACUUUGAGAAUUAGCCUAAUAUAAACAAAACAUGUAAGCUUAGCCUACAGAAGCCUUUCGUUGACUUCGUUACUGUACCUUCUUCGAGGCACUAGGUAUUGCGGGGGAGGCUUAAAAUAUAAAAUAUGCAUACACCUGUGAAUGUGUGUCCGAUGUAAACUUAUUUCUGACGCGUGCGAAUCGAAGAUUCAAAUGUGCCGAGACAAGCCCUUCGUGCAUAAACGAAUACAUUUUAUUUCGCUUUUAAGCAGAUGAGAGCACGCUAUUGAAAAUGGAGGUUACUGACGCAGAAUCAUCACAGAGCUUAGAAAACAACUUCAGCGAACACCCAUUGUCACGUGAAUGUAAAACCGAAGACACUGAAGGCAGAGAACACGAACCUGUCAUUGAAGAACCUGAAAUUGAGGAUCCAGAAUCGGACAUAGAACCGCCAGAGUCAAUUUCAUUAGGCCUAUCGACAGAAGAUGGAUUAUGUUGUGAGGUAACUCUCAAUGUCAACAUUGCACUGGCCAUUCCAAAUGCAGAAGAUGAUGACUCAGUGACUGCUGUGGAGAAAACAAAGAAGAAAUGUAAGAAAUCUGUACCAAACACUGUGAUUGAAGCCCCCAAAGCACAAAGCUAUUACCAUAUUGAGUACAAUCUACUUCCUCACGACCCAGAGCCGACCAAAGUAGACCUUGUCAUGUUUGGGUUGGCUGCCAAGCUCUACAAGGGCAAUAAAUCAAAAGUGUUAAAGCCAUGGAUAGAGGAUGACAAAACAUGGCUGACCUGGACUCAGUCUGUCAGACUCAAUGUCACCAAAGAAAUGCUCAUCAAACUGGUUCACCAUAAGGUCACCUUCCGGGUUUGGGACACCAAAGACCAUAUGUCAUCCACAGCCAAGCACGACAGGCCUAAAGGAUUCAGACUGCCGGCAGAAAAAAAUGAUGAAGGUAGUCCAGACCACUUUGGCACAAAGAACAUGAUCCUUAGGCUGCGAGAUAAUUUUGGAAAAGAAAGCUUAAAAAUGAAACAAGUUGGAGAAUCCAUGCAAUAUGAACUGAGGAAGACAUCAUAUGAUAUGCACUGUGCAACAGCGGAACCCAAGUCGUCUAAUGCAGACGUUGCAAAUGAGAGAGCCGCCUCCUCCACUGCUGUUACCCAGGAGCCACAGUACACUACAAGAUCUGCAGAUCAAGGCAGAGACCAGGAGUCCCCAUUAGAUUCUAGAGGCACUCAAGACCAACUUAAAGACUCCAAGCAGUUUAGCCAAAGAGCCUUUCCUGUGCAGGCCAACAAGAGGUUUAAUCUAAGAAGAAACACCAUUUUUAAGGCCUCCCUAGCCAAUUCUGAUUACAUCAGGAAGCAUGGUGCUGCCACCGCAGAGCUCAGCUUCAUUUAUCUACUUGCAGGAGAGAAGUCUUUGACGGGUUCUCUACUCACCCGCUCCAAAGGGGUGCUGGAGGGCAUGUGCAACCUCACGCUGGACAAGCCCCUCAUCUCCGGAGAGAUGAAGGCCAUGCUCAAUCCACUGGUCAUAACCAUCCUCUCAGCCACCAGGCUGCCCUCUACCCCUGUCCCUUUUUAUAAACUCGAGGAAUACUGUCUCCCUGUGUACUGCCAGUACAAGUUCCACAACACCAAGCGUCACAAAACAAAAGGAUACGAGCACAGCAGCCACAUUUGCUUCAAGGACGUCAAUGUCAUCUUCACCGGCCUGAUCAGCCAAGGAGAGCUCAUCGAGUACCUCCACGGCUCGCCACUGGAGAUCGAAGUCCACGACCGUGACAGAAAAGGAGACAGUCCGCCCAAAAGCCCCACCAUUUUUGGACGCUCGCCUCAAGACAACCUGCUGAGCAAUGUGGCUCUGAUCAACAGCAAAGGCAUCGCUCACGAUCCCUUUAAGCCUGUUAAGCCCCGACACCCCCACGGUGUGGCCAGACUCAGCUUCGCCGAGCUGCUGAACGGCCACCGGUCUUUGAGGUACAGCCUGGCCAUCUGCAGCUCGGCCCCACCACAGAUCCUGGGCAAGGACCAAGCCCAGUGGGAAAGUAAAAUGCUGGAGGUGGCUGGUGCCAGAAACGACCCUCAGACCGACUGCAUGCCCAUGGGGCACUACUUAGAGUCCAACUCGCAGCUGAAUGUGCAGGUGGAGAUAGCGUGCCCUAUAAACAUAGACAACAUCACUGCCACCGAAGAGGAGUGUCCCUUCGGCCGCAUUGUCCACCUCAUGAAGCAUGACAACGUUGGAGCAUUGUCCAGACUAUGCGCUGAAAUCUUGAGGGUGAACGCAGCUGCCUUCCAGCUGAAGUCUAAAGCAGAGGAGGCCAUGCAAAGAGCCCUGGGCUGUUACAAAGUGACCACACAGGAGAUGGAGAGCAGAGAGCUGGACUUCCUCACUGGGUUUCAUUUACUGGACAAGAACAUGCAUCUCUUUGUUAUUGAAGGACUGAAGGAUGGGGCCAUCAGAAGACUCUGGGAGAUGUCCUCAACAAAGUCAGAUGGGAUUGACUGGAGACAGAUCACCACCCUUUAUAACUCUGCACUGAGCUUCUCCAAGCGUCUUUACGACUGUCUGGACUUGAGCUUCUGUCCCAUCUACCUUCACGAGCCCCUGGAGGCCAUCAUGAGGCGGCCGCUGGUGUACGUCAGAGACAUGGUCCCGCACGCCUGCUUCCAGGGCCUUUCACGCUUAAGCCAGCUGUGCCAAGUAUCGUUGAUGAAAGAUGCGGUGCGCAACAGCCUGUUCCCUACGUGCGAAAUGGUGCUCAGCCUCAGCAAGGAGUUUGGCUCUCUGCCCGAGAAAGGGCAGCAGAUCCUGGAGCGCAUCUGCCAGAGUGCCCAAGGAGCGCCCGAGAGACAGAGAGGGAGAGUGAGGUCCAACCCGCCCAUUGAGAACUACAACCAGGAGUAUGUGGAAUGGAAGGAACUCGUAGCUACCCAGCAACUCUGUGGAGGAACUAAGGACUUUGUUCAAGCCAACAUAGAUGAGGUGCAGAGAGCCAGCCAGAGGGCCCAGAAGCCAAAGCCUGCAGUGGUGGUGGCAGAGGUGGAGGAGGGAAAGAUGGCUCACAAUUACAGCAUCCAGACCCUGAACUCCUCCGCACAGGCCAAGGAGCUGCUCUGCAAGGAGAUGGCGAAGGCUCCACGGCAGAGGUUCACGUACAGUCAGGAGUUCCAGUCGGCCACGUUCCAGCCGUGCGAUGUGGAGGCCGAGCGCAAGGCUGCGGAGGGCCGGUCACGCGGGGCCUGGCGCACCCCCAACGGCUUCACCUACCCUGGCUUCCAGAGCAGCAUUGAGGCCAACGAGCAUCCCAAGAUGCCAGACGAGGCUCGCAUCAACGAACUGAGAAAGCCUUGGAGGGAGAACAUCCUGCAUGACAACACCCUUAGGCCCACUCUUUCUCGGGGUGCAUGGCCUUGGGAGAGGCGCUCAGAGGAUUUUGAGCUCUACAUCAAGCCCCCACCUGUCUUCCUGCCAAAACCCCCCGUCACCAUUCACCUGGCAGGGGACCUUCUGAAAGAAGAGCAACUUGAAGCAGCCCGUGCUCAGUACAAGAGGUGGCUAUGGAAGAUCCUGCCAGACAAAUGCAACACUGACAGCCACAGAGUCCCGCAGUUUAAGUUUCACCUGGAGAAAGAUGGCCUGGAUAAGCACAUCCUCAAUAACCAGCCAAAGUACGCUCUUGCCAAUACCAGGACGUUACGGAAGACUGCUCCAGCAGUUACUGCCCCAGAGGUAGCCAGCAAAGAGAGGCAGAGAAGAGUAGCAUGCGUUCCUGAUGGUCUAGAGUCUGAUGGGGAGCAGAACCAAAGCCGGGAUCCCUCUGCUCCGUACAACAAGAACAACCCUUUCAGGGGCUACUGGAGACCACAUUCGUUCCAGUACAAGAGAGAAGUGCAGCCACUGACCGAGGAGGAGCUGGAGGUGUAUCGCUUCCGGAGGCGCAGUGAGGCCGCCGCGCCGCCGCGACCCACGGCACGCCGAGUACGGCCGGCCGGGAACGUCUACGAGACGCGCACCCACAGAGCAGUAGUCCUCCAUCUGCAUUAA
Molecule: messenger RNA, 4065 nt
Organism: Alosa alosa (allis shad)
Lineage: Eukaryota; Metazoa; Chordata; Actinopteri; Clupeiformes; Clupeidae
Gene: cfap92
Product: cilia and flagella associated protein 92 (putative)
Exons: 18
Coding region: 304-4065 (1253 amino acids)
Source: RefSeq, a predicted model, not a curated record